AUGGUGGCUUUCAAGGCGACCGCUCUGGCGCUGUCGCUGCUCUAUGCCGUUCCAGGGUCACUCGCUUUCUUCAGGAUGCCGCUCGACAACCCGCUCAUCGUCGAGCGAGCCGACCCGAUCAUCAAUCCCGGCACCGUUUCGGCGCACGUCCACACCGUCUCGGGGGGCAGCAACUUCAAGGACUCGGUCACCUACGAGGAGUUGCGAAACUCGACGUGCACCUCUGCCAAGGCCGUCGAGGAUAAGUCGGCCUACUGGACUCCCCAGCUCUACUGGUGGAACAAGAACAACACUUUUACGCCCGUCCCGCAGAUUGGCGGCGGCUUGAUCUACUACCUCUUCCGCUACCACCCGUCGGACAAGUAUCCUAUCAAGGCCUUCCCGCCCGGUUUCCGCAUGGUGACGGGCUCGCCCAUGCUCCGCACGAACAACCGUACCUCCGGCCCCGACCAGGACAUUAUCGGCUGGAACUGCCUCGGCAGCGCCAGUCCGACGAGGGAGACGGGCUUCCCGAAGAACAAGGUCUGCAGCGGCAACUUGAGGGGAGAGAUCCGCUUCCCUUCCUGCUGGAACGGCAAAGACCUCUACAAGCCCGACGGAAGCCACAUGGCCUACUCGGACGGAGAAUCGGGUCCUUGCCCGUCUACUCACCCUCACCGUCUCGUCACCCUUUUCUACGAGAUCAGCUACUACACGCAGGCGCUCGAGCCGUUCCGCAACACCGCCAUGGAUCCGACGCAACCUCUCGUCCUGGCCAACGGUGAUCCUACCGGUUACGGCUGGCAUGGGGACUUCUAUUCAGGGUGGCCUGUCGAUCUGUUACAGAAAGCCAUCGAAACCUGCACGGCGGACAGCGGCGUCAUCGAGGAGUGCAAGAUCAUUGAACUGUACGACCGGAGCGACCCGAACCACGCCGCCUGCCGCAAGACGCCCGACUUUAACGAAGUCGUCUUGGCCAACCUCCCCCGUCUCCCCGGCUGCAACCCUAUCACUCGCACCGAGAAAGAGGCCAUCACCGGCAUGACCAGCUGCAAGAACCUGGCGACGCCCAAGCGCUUCAAGCCGACUGUCUACGAGGGCAACAUCCCUCCGCCGGGCGCUCAUGUCCUUCCUGGCACUCCGCAGACCGUCACCAAGUACGGCCAGUGGACGUACAAGGGAUGCUUCGCCGACAACAACCCCGGCCGCGCUUUCCCUAAGCGCAUCGACAUCCCGAAAAAGACGGUGCAGUCGUGCCUCGACACCGCUGCUGCUCAAGGGUACGGCUACGCCGGACUCGAGUACCACGGCGAGUGCUGGGUCGGUCCGAAGCCAUCGUCACCGAAGAAGCUGAAUGUCGGCCUCUGUAACGCUCUCUGCGACGACGACAACCUCUCUUACUGCGGAGGCGGCUAUCCGGCAGCGUUCAGCCUCUACGAGCUCAAGCGCAAGACGUCCAGCCGGCGACACCUCUUGUCCGACAUGCACUGA
Messenger RNA from Rhodotorula toruloides NP11, 1470 nucleotides. RefSeq names its product WSC domain protein. The transcript has 8 exons. The record is from RefSeq and is a predicted model, not a curated record. Lineage: Eukaryota; Fungi; Basidiomycota; Microbotryomycetes; Sporidiobolales; Sporidiobolaceae. The coding region runs from base 1 to 1470 and encodes 489 amino acids.